Molecule: messenger RNA, 1140 nt
Organism: Acanthamoeba castellanii str. Neff
Lineage: Eukaryota; Discosea; Longamoebia; Acanthamoebidae
Product: chromatin assembly factor 1, subunit B, putative
Exons: 10
Coding region: 1-1140 (379 amino acids)
Biological process (GO): DNA replication-dependent chromatin assembly; nucleosome assembly
Cellular component (GO): CAF-1 complex; nucleus
Molecular function (GO): protein binding
Source: RefSeq, a predicted model, not a curated record
AUGAAGGUGAAAACGGUGCUGAUAGCGUGGCACGGACGAGAGCCCGUUUACAGCAUUGAUUUUCAUAGCUCGGGUCGCAUCGCCACCGGCGGUGCCGAUAAUUGUGUAAAUAUAUGGAAGGUUGCGGCUGCAAUGGACGGGGACGUGCAGGUGGAGUUCCAGGCCAACCUCACGCGCCACCAGAAGGCCGUCAACGCCGUCCGCUUCUCUCCCAAUGACGGUACAGUGAUGGUGUGGCAAUUUGUGAGCGAGGGAGCAGUGGCGCCCGCAUUCGGCGAGGAGACCGAGAUCGUGAACAAGGAGACAUGGAACGUCGUGCGACUGCUUAGCUCUGACCGCACUGUCCGCAUCUACAAGGCGGCGCGAUCGCAGCCCGCCGUGAAGAAAGAUACAGCGCAGGAGGAGUCCGGUGUCAGCGUGCCAGCGACGGCGCCUUCGCCGGCCAAGGUGGUCUACUCCAAACUGGUCACGGCCAACGUCAUCUCCUCGGCGCCUGGACUUGAGGCCAAGGCGGCUUCAGGCCCCGUGCAAACGCACAAGCAGAAGCUGUUCCUCGACGAGACAACCCCAUCAUUCUUUCGCCGCUUGGCUUGGAGCCUGGACGGUAGUCUGUUGGUGACACCUAUGGGACAGUUCUACGCUACGUCUGGCCCUAGUAGCGCGAGCAGCAGCAGCAGCAGCGUGCCAAUGCCGGACGACAAGGAGAAUGUCGCUCCUGAGCACCUGCCAUCAAACUGCCUUUACGUCUUCACCAGAGGCGUAUUGAACAGGCCGGCCUUGUGCCUCCCGUGCGGACCCAAGCCAGCGGUGGCCGUGCGCUUCAGCCCGCAGAUCUACAAGCUGCGACCAACGGAAACGACGCCCACCUUCAAGCUCGAUUACAGAAUGGUGUUUGCCGUUGCCACGUUCGACAGCGUGCUCGUAUAUGACACUCAGCACGGCUAUCCGUUGUGCCACAUCACUGGACUACACUACGCCUCACAGACUGAUCUCUCUUGGGCGAGCGACGGACAGAUGCUCGCAGUGACAUCGACCGACGGCUACUGCACCUUCAUUUCCUUUGCCGCUGACGAACUGGGCGAGCCCAUUCCCUCUUGCGACCGCGCGCAGCUCCUCAACCCACCUGCUGUGCUCCCGUGA